Messenger RNA from Pleuronectes platessa (European plaice), 1127 nucleotides. It is a transcript of the gene lpar5b, whose product is annotated as lysophosphatidic acid receptor 5b. The transcript has a single exon. The record is from RefSeq and is a predicted model, not a curated record. Gene Ontology annotation, cellular component: membrane. Lineage: Eukaryota; Metazoa; Chordata; Actinopteri; Pleuronectiformes; Pleuronectidae. Bases 122 to 1018 code for a protein of 298 amino acids. Gene Ontology annotation, biological process: positive regulation of Rho protein signal transduction; phospholipase C-activating G protein-coupled receptor signaling pathway. Gene Ontology annotation, molecular function: lysophosphatidic acid receptor activity.
UGUUCCACUCCACUUCAAUGCGUAGACACAACCUUUGCAGUGAUCGCUCUGUGUGGUUCACAAGCAGGGGUGGAUAUCGCAGUUUCAUUCUCUCGCCUGGACUCUCUCACAGAAGCAAAAGAUGUCGAGCAAUACUUCGCCAGGAAAUGGAACAGAAUUUAAUAAGACGUACCCGGCCUUCGCUCUAAUUUUUGGAUCUGUUGCGGCACUGGGUCUGCCUCUCAAUGCUCUGUCACUCUGGAUUCUGCUCUGCCGCCACAGACUCACAUCCCCAAACAUUGUCUUCAUGGUCAACUUGGCAGUCUCAGACCUGCUGCUCGUCAUCUCCUUGCCCAUGAGGGUCUACUUUUAUGCCUCGGGCACCUGGCCGCUGGGCAAUUUUGGAUGCGUCUGUACCAAAAUGCUCUUUUUCAACAACAUCCGCUCCAGCUCCAUCCUCAUCACUUUCAUCAGCGUGGACCGACUGCUGGCUGUGGUUUAUCCUGUGAGGUCACGCUUUCUACGAACCUCGACCAACGCAUGGAGAGCUGUUGUGCUCCUUUGGCUGUUUGUGGUUGGGCUGAACGUACCGGAGAGUGUGGCAUUUUAUAAAUCUUUAGGCAAAUUAAAUGGUUCAUACUGUUUUGAAUAUGAGCAGAGUCUGGCCAUUCCAGCAAGUGGUCCUUAUCACACCUUAUAUGUUCAAGUAGCAUUAGUGUUUACCAUGCUGGCAGUCAACCUCGUCUGCACUGCUAUGGUGUCUUGGACCCUACGCAGACAUCUGAAGGAAUCUUCCAGGGUCAAAAAUAAGUUGAAUGUCAUGGUGAUUUAUAUCAUGAACUUGAUGAUAUUCAGCGUAUUUAUUUUGCCUUUCUCACUGGCAGUUUUCUUUCAAACAAGCGUUUAUCUUACACCACUGACAUGUCUUGCUAGUUGCAACUGCUGUCUGGACCCACUGUUGUAUUACUUCUCCUUCGAUGGCUUCUGGAAGAAAGAAGAGGACGUGGAAAUCCCUCGGCAAGAGAAUCGUUUUCAAUGACAAUAGACAGUGACAGGUGGAAACACCUCACAGAAUAUACAUGAUUUGUUUGUGUGUGGAUGUGCGAUGUGAAAAUCAAUGCCUGGGAUAAUAUAUUUUAUAGAUUAAA